Molecule: messenger RNA, 3773 nt
Organism: Linepithema humile (Argentine ant)
Lineage: Eukaryota; Metazoa; Arthropoda; Insecta; Hymenoptera; Formicidae
Product: sensory neuron membrane protein 1-like
Cellular component (GO): membrane; cytoplasm
Molecular function (GO): scavenger receptor activity
Source: RefSeq, a predicted model, not a curated record
AUGGUCUCUAAGCGACGCGCGUACGACGUCACCGUUCGCACACUUCGAAGGAUACAUGACACUUUAAGACGCACGAAGUUGCUAUACGCAUUUCCGUUUGGAAGUGCGUUUGACAAAGUGCUCCGCGUUCUCGAAGAAUUUAAUAAGAGCACUAAAAUGGUGAAUAUAAAGAAACUCGGGAUCGGCGGUGGAUGUAUGUUCGUCUUUGGUAUUUUAUUUGGUUGGUGGGGAUUUCCAGCAAUCCUUAGAUCGCAGAUUAAGAAGGCGAUCGCGUUGAAGCCAGGCAGCGAGAUACGCGAGAUGUGGUCAAAUUUUCCAUUGCCGUUGGAUUUUAAAGUCUAUCUGUUCAACGUAACCAACCCUGACGAGAUCAAGGAGGGUAAGAAGCCGAAGUUGCAAGAAGUAGGACCGUUCUUCUACGACGAGUAUAAAGUGAAGCUGGAUCUCGUUGAUCGAGAGGAGGAAGACAGCGUCGAGUACAGCUUGAAGUCAACGUGGUUCUUCAAUCCCAAGAAGAGCAACGGAUUGACGGGCGAGGAGGAAAUGGUGUAUCCUCAUCUCAUGAUCCUGGGAAUGGUGGGAGCCACUCUGAUCGAGAAGCCAGCCGCAGUCGGGAUCGUCGGCAAAGCGGUCGACAGUAUCUUCCACAAGCCGGACUCGAUAUUCGUGAGAGCCAAAGCCAAAGAUAUACUUUUCGACGGUUUGCCUGUUGAUUGCACGGUGACAGACUUUGCCGGGUCGGCGGUGUGCAAUUUGCUGAAGACGGAAGCGAAGGAUUUGGUGCCGGACGGAGAAAAUCGUUACAAGUUCUCAAUCUUCGGCGGGAAAAACGGAACCAUCGCGCCGCAGCGUAUGAAAGUUCUGCGCGGUGUUAAAAAUUACAAGGACGUCGGCCGUGUCCUGGAGUACGAUGGUAAACCCGCGCUAGACAUUUGGCCGGAGGAUCACUGCAAUGCUUUCAACGGCACCGACUCGACCAUCUUUCCACCUUUGUUCGGGCCGGACGACGACAUCGUCUCGUUCGGAUACGAGAUCUGUCGCAGUCUCAGCGCGCAUUACAAACACCAUAGCAAAAUCAAAGGUGUCAACACUCUUCAUUAUACUGCUGAUCUGGGAGACAUGAGCACGAAUCCUAUGGAGAAGUGUUUCUGCCCGACACCGGACACUUGCUUGCCGAAAAAUUUAUAUGAUAUGACAAAGUGCCUGGGCGUGCCUAUUAUCGGAUCUCUGCCACACUUUUACGACUCUGAUGGAAAAUACUUGCAAAUGGUGGACGGUCUGCACCCGAAUCAGGAAGAGCACGAAAUCGACAUGGAUUUCGAGCCGAUGACGGCCACGCCGCUCCUCGCGCAUAAGCGGCUGCAGUUCAACAUGUUCAUACAACCGGUACCGAAGUUCAAACUGAUGAAGAACUUCCCGGAGGCGUUGCUGCCGCUGUUCUGGGUUGAGGAAGGAAUACUUCUCGACGACGAGUUUGUCAACAAGGUGAAGGUGGUGUUCAAAGCGAUGGCGGUCGUCGGCUUUUUGAAGUGGCUGAUGGUACUCGGUGGGUUAGGCAUGAGCGUCGCAGCUGGCGUGUUGCAUUACAAAAGUCGCGACAGUGGUAAGCUGGACAUCACAAAGGUCACUCCGAAAGGCAGCAGCAAGGAAGACGGCAAGGCGGACAAGAGCUGGCCGCCUAGCAUGAACAUCAGUACGAUACAGGCGGCAUCCGUUCCGUCCAGCCUCGACAGAAAUUGAACAAUAUUAGCGAGAAGCUAAAAGAUCAAUAUUAAUAUCGCAAAAAUCUAUUCGACCGCCGAUAUUUUCUUAACUAAAAUUAUUUUUAAUGUAAAUAAUUUUUUUUUGACAAUUAACAAUGAAACAAAAGAGGAUUUCGACGCAACUUGUUUAUUGCUUCUUAUACAUUCUUCAUUAUUAUUAACGUAAAGUAGUUAGCAUUUUUCAUUCGACAGUUGUUUGCUGAACAGUCAACAUAUUAGCAUUUUACAUUAUAUUCACAUUCUCAGAGGUUCACUUCAGUCGAAUGAUAUACUUAAAUAACUAUCGUUAGAUCACUGAAGAUGGUCAAAUGUAGACCGUAAUGUCUAAAUAUUUUAUGUGAAUGAUAAUGAAGAAUGUUAUAAGAAGCAUUAAACAUUUUGCGUCAGCUCGAAAUCCUUUAUUAAUUCAUUGUUAAUUGUUUUAAUAUGAGCUUACAUCUAUAUACUUUAUUUAAUUUUUUUUUAUUUUCUCGAAUUUACUAUUCUACAAAAAUAAGGAACACUUUUCAGGCGCACAAAAUUGAGCAAUUUUCAAACCGCUGAAAUUCGGCAAAAAAUCAUUACAGAAAGAAAUUAAGAACGCAUUCCAAAGCUUAAAGUUUAUAUUUUCACGUGCUUUAAACUAUUUUUUGAAAAUUUUUUAUGUUUACACUUCUAAGUCCCAAAAAAGAAUAUAGUUAGUUAUAGAAUUAAGAAAAAUGUAAAGAUAUAAAAUUUUUAAAAACGGCCUAAAGCAAGCGUGAAAGUACAAGUUUCAAGCUUUUUUUUUUUUAAAAUGCUUUUUUAAUUUUUUAUUUACCAUGAUUUUUCGCCGAGUAACAGCGGUUUGAAAAUUACUAGAUUUCAAACGUCGACGCAGCAGAACAAUAAUGCGAUCGACUGACUGAAUGCGCGCCAUUGAUACGGCAUCGUGCAGCAUUUGUGCCGCUCAAUUUUGUGCGUCUAAAAAAUGUUCUUAACUUUUUGUGGAAUAGUAUAAAUAAAAAAAAAUAAUUGAGUAAAAUUGUAGAAAAUAUCUCAAAGAAGUUGAGUAAUGGAAAAAGUAUUUCUUAAAUACUUUAAAAUACUUACUUUAAAACAGUAUGCAUUAAUUAAGUAUGCAUCGAAUAUUGCGGUGUUGUUUGUUAAAUAACAGAAAGGCUAAAAAAGCGCGUAAAACUGUCACGCAAAACACAACAUAAACCUUUCUAGAGCUGACAUUUCAGCUUAGCAAUUUAACAAAUAACAGAUAAAUACAUAAAUAAAUAUUUUUCUCUAAAGAAAAUCUAACUCGGGUGUAUAAAUGACAAUCGUGUAGAAUUUACAUGAUGUAUGAGCCACUCAAAAGCCAAAGUGACUAACUCUAUCAAACAAAACACCAUCAAUUUAUUUUACUUAUAAAAAAUUAAGCACCAAUCAUGUACUUUGAUAUUAAAAUUGAAAAUAUUACAAAAAGUAAAGUUAAUCAAUUUGGCUUCUGAACGGCUAACUGAUAUCUUUAUGAUUCUACAUCAGCUAAAGCUCAGUCUCUCUCGUGUAACAUAUUUAAAAUUAAUUAUUUUAACUACCUCCUUGUAAGAAUACGUAUAAAAUUAUUAUUAUAAACUUUUUGAUGCACUUGUAAAUCAGCAGUUCUUAAUCUGCGAUUCGCGGUUUUUGCCGAAAUCCGGCUAUUUAAACAUAUCGAAUAAAUUGUGAAAUAAUAUGUAUGAUUAUAAAUUAUCAAAUUUUAUUUUGCAAAUCUGGCAAGAUUUGGCUUUCAAAAUUCAGUACAAAUCCGCGAAGAUUGGAAGGCUAAGCAUUGCUGGUACAAAAAAUAUACACAGAAAUUAAUCUUAAUGAAGAAAGAUUAAGAUUAUUUAGAUGUAUAAAGAGUUGAAUUAUUUUCUAGUUAGUAUUUCUAGUUAGUUUAGAAUAUUAGUGAUAAUUAUUAUCAUCUACCUAUACGCAGAAUGAGUGGAAAUAGUAGACGCCAUCGAAGAAAUAAAUUCAUACAUCUCUUUAUUUAAUGUUUGUAUGUCAAAGUAAAUA